This is a messenger RNA of Trichomonas vaginalis G3, 1617 nucleotides long. Its product is annotated as ankyrin repeat and SOCS box-containing protein 4 family. The record is from RefSeq and is a predicted model, not a curated record. The coding region runs from base 1 to 1617 and encodes 538 amino acids. Gene Ontology annotation, molecular function: protein binding. Lineage: Eukaryota; Parabasalia; Trichomonadida; Trichomonadidae. The transcript has a single exon.
AUGUCAAACGAAUACAAUAAUCCAAACAAAUACAUUGUAUUGAGAAGUAUCAAUAAAAAUCAUAUUGAUUCAUGUAUUGCGUUGUAUCAGUUAAGAACUGAAAACGAAGAAGAGUUAAACUCUAUUUACAAAAUGAUCAAAACAAAUUUAAUUGAUUCAAAGGAAUUUCUUCCAGAAAAUAUUAUGAAGGAUAUUUUAGAUAUUAUUCCGUAUAAUAAUCGCUAUAUUAAGUCAUAUUUGGCUCUUGCUAAACUUAUAUUUGAUGAUUAUCAUGUCAAAGAGGUCAGCGAUAUUGGCAGUUUUUCAAGCUUCCUGUUUUAUAAAGAAUAUGGAAUUAAAUUAAAAAUGUCUGAUAAUUUCGAACAAUUACAAUCAGAAUAUAUAGAAAUUCAUGCAGAAAAUACAAUUUACGAAGCAAUUAUGUAUAAUAAUCUAGAAAGAUUCAUUUCAUUCACUGAAAGAAAAGGAUUUAAUAAAGAUCAAAAGCUUAAAAACCAAUUAUAUCCAUAUUCCGAGGAAGGAUAUUCAUUACUUGAAUUAUGUUGUUAUCAUGGAGCAGUUGGUUGUUUCAAGUUAUUAAGAACAAAAUUUCACUCGAAAAUAACGAAAAAAUGUCUCAGACUUUCAUUUUUAGGGAGAAAUCCAGAGAUCAUGAAUGAAUGUUUGAAAUAUCAAAAACCUGAUGAAAAAUGCAUGAAAUAUGCAAUUAUUUCACACAACAUUGAUUUUGUUACAUUUUUGGUUAAUGAAUACAAUUUAGAGAUUGAUUUAUAUUAUUGUAAGAUUUAUAACAAUCUUGAAUCGCUAUUAGUUUAUUUCGAUCUAACUAAUGAUAUUAGCCGCAGCUUUUCAUAUUCUUUGAAGUUUAACAUUCCAUCUCUCUGUAAUUAUUUCAUUUCAAUUGGUCUCGAUAUUAAUGAAAAAUAUAGUGAUGGAGAAACCGUACUUCAUGAAGUAGCAAAAAAUAAUAGUAAAGAAAUGAUUGAACUUCUUCUUUCACAUGGUGCAAAUAUUAAUGAAAAAGAUAACCGUAGGGAAAACAUUCUUCAAGUUGCAGUAAAAAAUAAUAGAAAAGAAACAAUCGAAUUUCUUCUUUCGCAUGGUGCAAGCAUUAAUGGAAAAGGUCCCUAUGGAAUAACCGCUCUUCAAAUUGCAGUAACUAAUAAUAGAAAAGAAAUAGUUGAACUUCUUCUAUCACAUGGUGCAAAUAUCAACGAAAACGAUGGCUUUAGACAAACUGCCCUUCAUAUUGCAACAAUAAAUAAUAAUAAAGAAAUAGUUGAACUUCUUCUAUCGCAUGGUGCAAAUCCCAAUAAAUUCAAUGAUUAUGGACAAACUGCUCUUCAUAUUGCAGUAAAAAGUAAUAGUAAAGAAAUAAUUGAACUUCUUCUUUCACAUGGGGCAGAUAUUAAUCAAAAAGAUAAUGGUGGGAGAAACUGUCUUUAUUAUGCAGUAUAUUAUGAAAAUAGUAUAGAACUUGUCGAACUUCUCCUUUCACAUGGUAUAAACAUUAAUGAAAAAGAUUCCUACGGAUAUACUGCUCUUUAUAUUGCAGUAAUUGAAAAUAAGAAAGAAAUACGUGAACUUCUACUUUCUCAUGGUGCAAAAUAUAAAUGA